This is a messenger RNA of Tetrapisispora phaffii CBS 4417, 684 nucleotides long. It is a transcript of the gene RCF2, whose product is annotated as Rcf2p. Gene Ontology annotation, biological process: mitochondrial respiratory chain complex IV assembly. The record is from RefSeq and is a predicted model, not a curated record. Gene Ontology annotation, cellular component: mitochondrial inner membrane. The transcript has a single exon. Bases 1 to 684 code for a protein of 227 amino acids. Lineage: Eukaryota; Fungi; Ascomycota; Saccharomycetes; Saccharomycetales; Saccharomycetaceae.
AUGAAGAUUCUAACAGCUGAAGAAAUUGAAGGUCAAAGAUACUAUACCCUUAUGGGUGGUCUUAAAGGGUUCUUAAUGGGUGGUGCCAUUUCAUUUGCCGGUUACAAACUGUUACCAAGAAAAUUCCCUCAUCUCAACUUGAAAGCUUUGCCUUGGUCUAUCAAGACUGGUUUCUCAAUUGUCCCUCCUGUUGCAUUGACUGCCAUUAUGGCCGAAGAAGGUUCCAAUAAAUUCGAUCAGCUUACUUAUGGUUCUGGUACAGCAUCUGAGGACGCUAUAGAAGAUGCCAAGAGAUGGUCGAAUUUAUCAUUCAAGGAUAGGUGUUUGGAAUCAUUUAUGAAUAACAGAUACAAAAUCGUCGUUGGUGUUUGGGCUGCAUCCCUAUGGGGUUCUUGGGAGCUUAUCAACAGAGAUAAAAUCAUGACUGUUUCUCAAAAAGCUGUUCAAGCAAGAAUGUACGCUCAAUUCAUAUCUGUUAUUUUACUACUGGGUACAAUGAUGAUUUCUAUGUACGAUAAUAAAUUACGUCCAAAUCAACACGAAUUAAAUGAGAAGAAAAGAUGGGAAAGAGUUUUAAAAGUUGCUGAAGAAUCUGAAAAAGAGCAACGUGAAUUUUUAAACUGGUGCCAUGGUUUUGCUUCUAAUGCAGAAAGAAAAGAAGCUAAAAUCUUCAAGUACGAUUAG